CGCAGGUGUGCAGACACAAACCAAACCAAACCGAGGAGUGUGAGGAGGAACAGAGACGCACCGGUUUGACUUCUAUCUGCUACAAUGAGGAAUCUGUUGGGACUUGUUGUCAUCGCAGGACUCAUUUCUGCUGGGAGCCUCCAACCCACCGAACCAUUACCACUUGCCAUCAAAAAACCUGUUAACGAACGCUGUUGGACCGAGUGGUUCGACAGGGACAACCCUUCAGGGACGGGAGACUGGGAGCUGCUGACUCAGCUGCGUAAAAAGUAUCCAGGAAAAAUCUGUGACAAACCCGUGGACAUCGAGGCCAGGACUUGGUCUGGAAAAACCCCGGCCGCCGCAGGAGACACGGUCGAGAUGGACAAAGAUAAAGGGUUCGUCUGCAAAAACAAAGACCAAAAAGACAAACGCUGCAACGACUACCGCGUUCGCUUCAGCUGCUACUCCCCCUACUGCGCAGAAGAAGUGUGCUGGACUGGCUGGUUUGACCGCGACGACCCCAGUGGAACAGGAGACUGGGAAACUCUGAGCAGUUUGCAAAAACAAUAUCCGGGAAAAAUCUGUAAGAAACCCAAGUACAUCGAAGUGGUGACCGUGUCGGGCAACGUCCCUGCCACCGCGACCGGACAGGACUUCUACAUGUUUAAUCCAACCGAGGGCUUCGUGUGCAAGAAAAGCAACCAUCAGGACUGUAAAGACUACAAGGUGCGCUUCGGCUGCUGCUGCGACUGAGGACCACCACAGACUGGAUGUUCUUCGGUGGUGUGAUGUCCAUGUUUUGGUCAAACUGGAGAAGAAAUAAACGGCUAAUUUUAAAAAAA
Molecule: messenger RNA, 824 nt
Organism: Boleophthalmus pectinirostris (great blue-spotted mudskipper)
Lineage: Eukaryota; Metazoa; Chordata; Actinopteri; Gobiiformes; Gobiidae
Product: cartilage intermediate layer protein 1-like
Exons: 9
Coding region: 85-735 (216 amino acids)
Source: RefSeq, a predicted model, not a curated record